AUGAUUAACAAAAAAGUGGCCUCACAAGAUAAUUCACUUUCUACAUCAAAAAUCAACGGAUCAUUGAAUAAAAACAACAUUUUAUCAGAUAUAAGCUCUAGUGAAGAGUUCAGAGUUUCUCUGAGCUCUGAUAACUCUCAUAUGGAUUCCAAGUUUCUAAAAGUUACAAAAUAAAUCGCCGAAGAAAUCUGCCAAGAAGACUGUGAAGAAGAUUAAAGAAAUAAAAUUAAAUAAUUUGAAAACUUCUAAAAGAAAGAAAGGUAUGAAAAUGCCAAAUAUUAUGAAGUACAAGAACUCAAGAGUCAGGUCUCAGUUGAAGCAGUUCCAAUCCCCACUGACUAGUCCUCAGUAUGCAACAAGAAACCGGAUAAGGGUUAAUUUUUCCAAGAGGAAUAAACCAAAAGUUAAUGAGAAGACCUCUGAGAACGUUCUCUCUGCCACUCAGUUACCCCUGAUAAACAAGAAUCGAAGAAUGGUGUUGUUUCAUAAUGAUGCUCAUGUUAAGAGUAAAGAUGAAUUUGUGAAUCUAAACCUGACAGAAUUCGACACUCAAGAAGAGAAAAACUCGAAUGAAGCUCUUGACCGAUUCUAUGCAAUCAAGCCUAUUGAUCGAUCUCUACAGAAGCAGAAAUAGUUUCGAACUAAAGAAUAAUAAAGGCAAAGUUUUGAAAAAUAUUCGAAAAUCAAUCGAUCAAGGGAGUAAAGUGAAGAAGAACUUCAACGUCCCUGGAAGAACCAAGAGAAGGUUUAAAUAAAUCUAGAAUGAAUGAUAAGAGAUUUGAUAAUUUGUUGAUCAAUCCUAAAUCUCAAGACUCAACCCAGCCAGUAAAGCCUUUGAGUAUUAGCCAGAAUGUAUCUCGUUCAGAUAGAGAAGGCAAGGGGCUAUCCAAACCAAAAAUUUCAUACAUGAGCACUUCAAUUUUGCAGAAUGUUACUAGUAAGGAUCAAGAAGGAAGGUCUGGCGUUCAAAAGGAAGGAAAUGGGACUCGAAACCAAAACCUUAUUUCAAAAGCACAACCUUUGGUUAAGCCUAAUGCAUUUGAAGUGCUGGGCAGAACCCAGACUUUUGAUGACAAAGAUCUGUCUGACAUUCAAGGAUUUGACGAUAUUGGUGAAAAAUCACUAGAAGAACUUAUAGAUAAUGAUCUUGAAAAGAAUCCUCUUGAGAAAAUGGAUAUAGUUAUCAAAAAGAUCCAAUCAGAUCUAGAUAAUAUCCAGAGAGGAGAAACAGAGAGGAUAAGUCAGAUCGAUUACAUAGAAGUGUGUCUCAGGAAGAUAAUCUCAGUAAGGUCUGAAUUCUUCAUGGAGCACGUCAAAUCCCUUAUAAAAAUUUAAGGAUGACACUAUAAAAUCACUUAGCAAAAAGCUGAGCAACUCUAAUGAACUAAAAUCCGAAAAUGCUCAACUUAAGAACCAAAACGAGGAACUCAGGCAAAACCAAGUGGACCUAACUCAUAAAAUAGACGUACUUCAGGAGAAAAACUUCCACAUGCGUCAAAAACUAAUCUCCAAGUCAAUUUCCCCUCUCAAAGACAUGAGCCAGGACAGGAGUCCCCGAAAGAUGUCAAAGCACUACACAAAUUCCCUCCAGAAAGAAAUCUCUUACCUAAACAAACCUGCUGACAAACGGAUGUCAAUGUUCAGCCAAGAUUUCAGUAGGAUGCAUAAGGAUAUCCAAAAAGGUAAAUUCUAAAGAAUUCCCCGGUCAGAUACUUUCAAG
This is a messenger RNA of Moneuplotes crassus, 1720 nucleotides long. The record is from the annotation of a GenBank genome assembly. Lineage: Eukaryota; Ciliophora; Spirotrichea; Euplotida; Euplotidae.